GCUGAUUGCUGUUUACGAAAAAGACCGAGAUGCGGGAUGCUUAUUCUCAUUCUUUUUUUUCUAGAUAAAUCGCAUUUUUGAGCAGCUCCAAUUUAUAAACGGUGUAGCAUAUUUCUAACACGCAAUUUCAAUAAGUUUUAUUACCUUUUUAACACGAUGAUAGAAUUACUCUCAAAACAGGUGGUCUUGUCAUCGAGUGUUCUGGGUCGUCUACAAUAUAUGAAAUGGGCUUUUCACAGUCAUGUCCAGAACUAUGUAACCAAAGAAUCAUCCAGCGAUUUUGUAAAGGUAGUCGAGGUUGGGCCACGAGAUGGACUGCAAAAUGAGAAGAAGGUGGUGCCUACGGAGAUCAAAGUUGACUUCAUCAACAGGCUGUCGGCCACUGGAUUGAAAAGCAUUGAAGUUACGAGCUUUGUGUCUCCAAAGUGGGUGCCUCAGAUGGCUGACAAUUUGCAGGUCUUUCAGCAGGUCUUGAAAAGAGAUGGUGUAUCCUAUCCAGUUCUAGUGCCAAAUCUGAAGGGCCUGGAGAGUGCCAUUGCUGUAGGUGUGAAGGAGAUUGCUGUGUUUGGUGCGGCAUCGGAAACUUUCUCCAAGGCAAACACCAACUGUUCUAUUGAGGAAAGCCUGAGGAAUCUCAAAGCAGUCGUGGAGAAAGCACAGAGUUAUGGAAUCAGGUCCCGAGGUUACGUCUCCUGUAUUGUUGGCUGUCCUUAUGAGGGCGAAAUCAAACCAGCCGCUACGGCGCAUCUAGCUUCGAUAAUGUUGGACGUCGGAUGCUAUGAGGUUUCCCUUGGCGAUACUAUAGGCGUAGGGUCGCCGAGGAAGAUCAGUCGCGUCUUGAAUGAAUUACGCCACGUCUCAUCGAACAAUAUGAGUUACUAUGCGUUGCAUUGUCACGACACGUACGGCCAGGCCCUGGCAAAUGUAUAUGCGGGUCUUCAAGAUGGUAUAAGAGUCUUUGAUUCUUCGGUUGCUGGACUUGGCGGAUGUCCAUAUGCCGCUGGUGCUUCGGGAAACAUUGCUACGGAGGAUUUACUGUAUUUUCUACAGGGACAAGGAUUACAGACUGGCAUAAAUUUGGAUAAAGUAGUGGAAAUUGGCGAUUACAUCAGUAAAGAGUUAGAUAGAAUCAAUCAGUCGAAGACCGGAACGGCUAUACUUGCCAAAAAAAGUCGUCAAAAAUGCUAAUUAAUAUAAUAAAAAAAG
This is a messenger RNA of Monomorium pharaonis (pharaoh ant), 1206 nucleotides long. It is a transcript of the gene Hmgcl, whose product is annotated as hydroxymethylglutaryl-CoA lyase, mitochondrial. The transcript has 4 exons. The record is from RefSeq and is a predicted model, not a curated record. The coding region runs from base 157 to 1188 and encodes 343 amino acids. Lineage: Eukaryota; Metazoa; Arthropoda; Insecta; Hymenoptera; Formicidae. Gene Ontology annotation, molecular function: hydroxymethylglutaryl-CoA lyase activity. Gene Ontology annotation, biological process: L-leucine catabolic process; ketone body biosynthetic process.